AUGAAAGAGGAGACCCUGGAGCAUGGAUCCGGAGCAUUCUUGAGCCACCCCCUCCCAGUCCGCCACGCCCUGUGGCAGCCCCUGCUGUCUGCUGUCUCCAUCCUCCAGUGGGCUCUCCUCCCAGGGCAGGGCCUGCCCAUCACCAAGAGGGCUCCAGGCCUGCUGGCAGGUCAGCCCCACAAUCCCCAGCAGUUCUUUGGGGUGACAGGGCACCUGAGCAGGAGGCCAGCGGCAGAGCCCUGGGGUGGCUCUCCCCUUCCAGGCCCGCCACCCACCAUGGACUCUGCGUACGAGAUGGGCCACGUCCGCAAGCUGCAGGCUCGGCACAUGCAAAUGCAGGAGAAGACUUUCACCAAGUGGAUCAACAAUAUCUUCCGGCACGGCCGGGUGGGCAUCAAGAUCCAGAACCUUUACACAGAGCUGGCCGAUGGCACACACCUACUGCGGCUGCUGGAGCUCAUCUCGGGGGAGGCCCUACCACCCCCCAACCGGGGCCGCAUGCGUGUACACUUCCUGGAGAACAGCAGCAGAGCUCUGGCUUUCCUCAGGGCCAAGGUGCCAAUACCCCUCAUUGGGCCAGAGAACAUCGUGGAUGGAGACCAGACACUCAUCCUGGGACUCAUCUGGGUCAUCAUUCUGCGUUUCCAGAUUUCCCACAUCUCCCUGGACGGGGAGGAGUUUGGGGUCAGUGCAGCCCUGCUGUCUGCCAAGGAAGCUCUACUGGUCUGGUGCCAGCGGAAGACGGCCGCCUAUGCCAACGUCAACAUCACUGACUUCUCCCGCAGCUGGAGUGACGGGCUUGGCUUCAGUGCCCUCAUCCAUGCCCACAGGCCAGACCUACUUGAUUAUGGCUCCCUGCGUCCCGACCGCCCACUGCACAACCUCCGCUGUGCCUUUCACGUGGCUGAGCAGGAGCUGGGCAUUGCUCAGCUGCUGGACCCCGAGGACGUGGCAGUCCUCCAGCCCGAUGAGCGCUCCAUCAUGACUUACGUCUCCCUCUGCUACCACCACUUCUCCCGCCUGCACCAGGGGCAGACUGUCCAGAGGAGGCUUGCGAAGAUCCUGCUUCAGCUCCAGGAGACAGAGGCGCUGCAGACCCAGUACGAGCAGCUGGUGGCCGACCUGCUGGGCUGGAUCGCAGAGAAGCGGGUGCAGUUAGAUGCGCGGGAUUUCCCAGACUCCCUGCCAGCCAUGCGCCAGCUACUGGUGGCCUUUGCCUCCUUCCGCAUCCAGGAGAAGCCACCUCGGCUGCAGCAGCGAGGGGCCACAGAGGCCCUGCUCUUCCGGCUGCAGACGGCACUCCGAGCCCAGAACCGCAGACCCUUCCUGCCUCACGAGGGCCUGGGCCCCUCAGAGCUGUCCCAGCGCUGGGCAGACCUGGAGCGGGCAGAGGCCUCAAGGAGCCAGGCCCUGCAGCAGAGGCUGCUGCAACUAGAGCGGUUGGAAACCCUGGCCCGGCGCUUCCAGCGUAAGGCGGCCCUCCGGGAGAGCUUUCUGACAGACGUGGAGCGAGUGCUAGACCGGGCUGCAGCCUCACCAGCCAGCCCAGCCACAGUGGAAGCAGCUACCCAGAGGCUGGGCAUGUUGGAGGCCAGCAUCUUACCCCAGGAGGGGCGCUUCCAGACCCUGGCUGAGAUCGCAGACAUCCUCCAGCAGGAGCACUACCACGGCUGGGUGGACGUGGCCUGCAGGCAGGAGGAGAUCACUUGCCGCUGGGAGCAGCUCCUUCAGCGUCUCCAAGGGCAGAGGGAGCAGAUAGCAGACCUGCAGGCUGUGCUGAGCCUGCUGCAGGAGGUGGAGACUGCCUCCCACCAGCUCAACGAGCUGCAGGUGCUGGCCAGUUCCACAGCCUGUGGACAGCAACUGGCAGAGGUAGUGGAGCUGCUGCAGAAGCACGACCUGCUGGAGGCCCAGAUUACAGCCCAUGGAGCCCAUGUGAGCCAUCUUGCCCACCAGGCGACACAGCUGGACUCUUCACCAAGCACUAGUGUGGAAGUGCUGCAGGCCAAGGCCAAGGCGCUGAUCCAGCUCCACCAGAGCCUGGUGUCUCUUGCCAGGUCCCGGCGGGCCUUGUUGGAGCAGACCCUGCACCAGGCAGAGCUCCUGCACAGCUGUGAGGAGGAGGAAGCCUGGUUGAGGGAGCGCAGGCAGCUGGUGGAGAAUGAACCCCCAGGCCAGGAUCUCAGCCAGAUCUCUGCGGCCCUGCAGAAACACAAGGUCCUAGAAGCUGAGCUCCGCCACCACCAGGCAGUGUGCACUGAUCUCGUGCGGAGGGGACGCGAUCUGGGCCCAGUGCACGGGCCCCCGACAUGGCCUGAUCCCCAGGAACGGGCUGAGGCAGUGCGGGAUGCAUGGCAGUGGCUCUGGGCCCACAUGACGGGGCGGGGUGCGCAGCUGCAGGCGGCUCUGUUUGUCCAGCAGUACUUUGCUGAUGUGGCGGAGGCGGCCUCAUGGCUCAGGGAGCAGCGGUCGGCGCUGGAGAGCGCGUCCUUGGGGGAGGACCAGGUGGCGGCCGAGGCCUUGCUGCUGCGCCAUCUGCGGCUGGAACAUGCCAUACGCGCCUUUGGAGCUGAGCUGCAGCAACUGGACGAACAGGCGCGGGCAGCCGCGGCCCGGGCAUCUCUCUUGAAGGAGCCCACAGAAGACUGGAGCAGAAUUGAUGGGGAUGUGACUGGGAGACCCCAGGAUGGGACCCAAAGUUUAGCACUGUCGGGCAGCCAGCACCCGUGUCCUCAGGUCCAGAUGAGCUUCAUCUACAGAGGGACACACUUCGCCCCACUCCCGGGAGAGGCUGGGCAGUGCCUACUCUACACGCACCCUAACACCUGGGAGCUGAAGGACUGGGAGGGCCGCCGGGCCAUGGUGCCCAUUAGCCAUGUCAUGGAACAGGCACCUCAGGUGGCGUCUGCCCUGAGGGAAGGUCCAAGAAACCCAAGGGCCUGGCAUGAGGUUUCCUGCUACUCUGACCCCCACAGUACCCAGAAGAUAGCACUCCCAGAUGAGCCUGACCCUGACUUUGACCCCAACACCAUUCUGCAGACCCAGGACCGCUUGAGCCAGGACUAUGAGGCCCUGCGGGCCCUGGCAGAGCACCACAGGACCCGGUUGGAGGAGGCGGUGGCCCUGUUCAACUUCUAUGGCUUGUGUAGGGAGCUGCAGUCCUGGCUGGCAGACCAGACAGCGCUGUUCCGAACACUGCAGCCCCAGGCUGACAACUUGGAGGUCAUGCAGCUCAAGUAUAAGAACUUCCUCACUGCCCUGGCUGUGGGAAGAGGCCUCUGGGCGGAGGUUAGCAGCUCCGCCGAGCAGCUGAAGCAGAGAUGUCCGGGAGUCUCCCCCAAGAUCCAGCAAAAGCAGGAGGAACUGAGCCGGAAGUGGGAGCAGCUGGAGGCCCUGAAGAAAGAGAAGGAAACGCGGCUGGCGAGCACCACGCACAUGUGCAGUUUCCUGCAGGAGUGUGGGUCCGCACGGGUCCAGAUGCAGGACAUGGUACUCCAGCUAGAAGCCCUGGAGCUGGGACACUUAGAGGACAGCCACUACAUCCUGCAAGUGGCCCAGCAGAAGAUGCCAGCGCUGGAGAGAAGCGUUCACUAUCUUCAAAGGGCAGCCAGCAAAGUGGAAGAGCUGGGUCCCGCAGAGAGCCAGUUCCUUCAGGGAGAGGUGGCUAUGCUGCAGGGGCUGCUGGAGCGAGUGCAGCAGCAAGUGGCCCAACAGGCCCAGGCUCAGGCCAAGGUGAGGACCCGCCAGCACUUCCUGCAGGAGAGCAGGCGGCUGCUGCUGUGGGCGGAUGGUGUCCGGGCUCGGCUGAACAGCAAGGAGGAGGCGGUGAAUGUGGCCUCAGCCCAGCGGCUGCUGGGGGAGCACCAAGACCUGCUGAAGGAGAUCCAGCUACAACAGGAGAGGCUGCAGCAGCUGGCGGCUCAGGGCCUGCCCAUGGCAGCCUUGGACUCCCCGGACUCCAGAGAGGUGGCCAGUGCUCUGAGGCUCCUGGACCAGCAAGGCCAGGAGUUAAAAGCCGCCUGGGAGCAAAGACAGCAGCAGUUGCAGGAGGGGCUGGAGCUGCAGAAGUUUGGUCGAGAAGUGGGUGGUUUCACUGCCAUCUGUGCCAGCCAUGAGUCUUUCCUACAACUGGACAGCCUUGGGGAGGACCUAAGGGAGGCCCAGAGUCUGUUGCAGCAGCACCAGGAGUUUGGGCAGUUCCUGAAUGCUCUUGGCCAUCAGGCAGAGGAUUUACAGGCACGUGGCAAGAAGCUGGCUCAGAGUCAACCCCCCGCUGCACACAAGGUCAGAGAGCUGCUGCAGAGCAUCGAGGCCCAAUGGACCAGAGUCCAGGAGAGGAGUGAGCAGAGGAGGAGGCGGCUGCUGGCCUCCCUCCAGCUCCAGGCAUGGAAGCAGGAUGUAGCAGGGGUGAUGCUGUGGAUGGAGGAGAAGAGGCUGAUGGUGGCAGAUGAGCCAUCCCAAGAGCCAGGCAACAUCCUGAGGGAAUUCAAGCGGCACAAAGCAGCUGAGCGCGAGCUGCUGGCCACACAGGGGCAUGUGGAGGGCCUGCAGCAGGUUGGAAGAGAGCUGCUGAGGAGCAGGCCCCAUGCCCAGGAGGACGUGCAGGCCAGGCUUCGGGGUCUGAGUAGCAAGUGGGAAGGGUUGAACCGCAGGAUGGCAGAGCGUGGGAAGCAGCUCCAGCAGGCUCGGUGGCAGGACCAGCUCCUGGGGCUGCUGCAGGACAUCAAGAGGAAGAUGGAACAGCUAGAGGGGGCCCUGCAGAGUGCAGAAAUGGGGCAGGACCUGGGCUCAAGCCGGGGGCUGCAGAAACAGCACUGCCAGCUGGAGGCCGAGAGCCAGGCACUGGCCAGCAAGUUGGCUGCCCUGGUCUCUCAGGCCCACCAGGUGGUCAGCUCCCAGACCAUCACGGAGCAGAUCCAGAAGCAUCUCCAGAGGUUGGGGUCCCUGCAGGGACGGCUGGCCACCCGGCGACUGCAGCUGCAGGCCUCAGUCGAGCUGUACCAGUUCCACCACCUGAGCAACGUGGAGCUCACGUGGGUGGCAGAACACAUGCCCUCAGCGAGCUCCUGCUCCCCCAAGUCCUUGCAUGGUGCCCACAGCCUUCUCCGCAAGCACAAGGAACUCCAGGCAGAGGUGAAAGCCCACCGGGGACAGAUGCAACGGGUGCUGGGUUCCGGGUGGAAUCUCGCAGCCUCCAGCCACCCUGAGGCCCAGCACAUCACGGAGCAGUGCCAGAAGCUGGAAGGCCACUGGGCAGAGCUGGAGCAGGCGUGUGAGGCACGGACCCAGGACUUGCAGCAGGCUGCCACUCUCCAACAGUAUUUCCUGGAUGCAUCAGUGCUGGAGGACUGGGUGGAGGAGAAGUGGCAGCUCAUGAGCAGUCAGGACUAUGGCAGAGAUGAGGCAGCCACCAUCAGGCUCAUUAAGAAGCACCAGGCCCUUCAACAGGAGCUGGCCUGUUACUGGAGCUCCAUGCAGGAGCUUGACCAGAGGACUCAAACCCUCACUGGCCCUGAGGGCCCUGCACAGCUGGGAAGGGUGCAGGAGAGGCUCCGGGAGCGGCUGCAGGCCCUGCAGGAGUUGGCAGCCACACGCAACCGGGAGCUGGAGGGGACCCUGAAGCUGCAUGAGUUCAUGAGGGAGGCUGAGGCCCUGCAGGGCUGGCUGAGCAGCCAGAAGGAGGAGGCCAGAGGAGGAGAGAGCCUUGGGGAGGACUAUGAGCACAUCCUGUGCGUCCGCACCAAGUUUGCAAGGUUUCAGCACCAAGUGGAGAGGGGUGGCCAACAGGUGGCCACCUGCCAGCAGCUGGCAGAGAGCCUGCUGGAGCAUGGACACGGCGCUGCCCCCAAGGCCCGUCAGAGGCAGCAGGAUCUGCAGGCCGCCUGGUCGGAGCUGUGGGAGCUGACCCAGGCCCGAAGCCGCCUGCUCCGAGAUGCCGAGGUCACUCUGAAAGUUCACAGAGAUCUGUCGGAGGCCCUCAUCCAGGUCCAGGAGAAAGCCUCAAGUCUCCCCUGUGACGUGGCCCAGGACCUGCGUGGGCUGGAGGCCCAGCUAAGGAGACAAGAGGGACUGGAACGGGAACUUGUGGGCACUGAGCGGCAGCUGCGGGAGCUGCUGGAGACUGGAGGCACCAUGCAGAAGCUGGGGCCCAGGCCUCAGGCCCUGGCAGUGCAGCAGAGGCAGCAGGCUCUGGAGCAGGCCUGGGAGGCCCUGAAGCUGCACGUGGAGCAGCGCCGGACCCAGCUGGAACAGGCACAGCUCCUGGCCCACUUCCACACAGCGGUGUGGGACUACACCUCCUGGGUGGCCAGUGUGUGGCCAGAACUGCAGGAUGGGGAGAGCUCCCAGGAACCCCACAGCAGUCUGCUAAAGCUCAGCGCCCACCAACAGCUUCAGGCAGAGCUGCAGGCUCGGGAGGAGCUGCACCAGCAUGCCACCCAGCUGGGCCAGCAGGCGCUUCUGGCUUCAGGGAUAUCUGUCAAAGAGGUCCAGGAAGAGCUGCGAGCCCUGCAUGACAGGCGGGAGCAGGUGUUCCAGGCCUGGGAGCAGAAGCAGGAGAGGCUGCUGGCCGUGCACCGGGAGCAGCUCUUCCUCAGAAAGUGUGGCCUCCUGGACAAGAUGCUCACAGCCCGGGAGGUCUUCCUGAAAACCAGCACCCUGGGGAGCUCUGUGGAAGAGGUGGAGCUGUUGAUCCGCAAGCAUGAGACCUUCCAGAAAGUGCUGACUUCCCAGGAUGAGAAGGUGGCAGCCCUAUGUGAGCAGGCGAAGAUGUUCACGGGUCCCAGGGCACAGGGCCUGUUCCACGUGGUGCUGGAGCGCCGGGCGCGGGUAAAGGAGCUGGCGGAGGACUGGGGAUACGCCCUGCACACCUCCCUGCUGAUAACUGCCUUCACCAGGGCUGCCAUCCAGGUCGAGGACUGGAUCCAGGAGCGACUCCAGCAGCUGAAAGAGCCAGUUCCUCCUGGGGACCUGAAAGAUAAGUUGAGGCACCUGCAGAAACACCAGGCCUUUGAGGCGGAGGUCCAGGCCCAUGAGGAGGUCAUAACCUCUGUUGCCAAGGAGGGGGAGGCUCUCCUGGCACAGAGCCACCCUCGGGUGGGAGAGGUCUCCCAGAGGCUGCAGGCACUGCAGGAGCACUGGGAGAAGCUGAGGCAGGCAGUGGCCCUCCGCGGCCAGGACCUGGUGGACAGGCGGAACUUCCUGGAGUUCCUGCAGAGAGUAGACAUUGCAGAGGCCUGGAUCCAGGAGAUGGAGGUGAUGGUGAACAUCAGUGACCUGGGCCACGACCUUGAGCACUGCCUGCAGCUCCGCAGGCAGCUCCGCCAGCUCCCAGGAGUCUGGGCCGGGGACACGGUGGAUGACGCCCACAUCAGGAGCAUCAGUGACUUGCCAGUGAAGCUCAAGAAUCGGGACUCUGAGCAGGUCGAGACCAUCUGCCAGCGGCAACAUCAGCUCAACAACAGGUGGAACCGUUUCCAUGGCAGCUUGCUCCGGUAUCAGCAGCAGCUUGAAGGGGCUCUGGAGAGACACACGUUGUCCCAAAAGCUGGAUGACAUCAUUGAGCGGAUUGGGGAAAAAGCUGCCCUGCUCCAGGCCCUGAACUGCAGGAAAGAUCUGGAGAGCCUGCAGAGGCUGAUGUGGAAACACAAGGCAUUGGAGCAGGAAAUAGGCCUCAUCCAGGCCCAGGUGGAGCUUCUAGAGUGUGAGGUGAGCCGCUUCUGCCAGAGGAGCCCUGAGGCAGCCCCCAGCCUCGCCUGCAAGCAGCAGGAGAUGAUGGAUAGCUGGUGGCAGCUCCGGAGUGGGGCCCAGAAGUGGAAGGAGUCGCUCGAUGCCUUGCACCAAGCUCAGAAGCUGCAGGCUGUGCUGCAGGAAUUGCUGGCCUGGGCCCGGAGCCUGCGAGCUGAGAUGAAUGUGAGGAGCACCCCUGGCAGCCUGGCAGAGGUCCGGCUCAUGCUGGAGGAACACCAGGAGAGCAAGGCCGAGCUGGACUCCCACAAAGACAGCAUCAGCCUGGCCCGAAGCACUGGGCAGCGACUGCUUGCCACUGGGCACCCAUCCACCCCCGACAUCCGCCAGGCCCUGGCUGGUUUAGACCAGGAGUUGAAUAGCCUGGAACAGGCCUGGCAUGAACACCAGCUCCAGCUGCAUCAGGCCUUGGAGCUACAGCUGGUUCUGAGCUCUGUGGAACACAUGGAAAGUUGGCUCUGCGGCCAGGAAGCCUGCCCAGCCAGUGAGGGUCUUGGAGACUCCUUGGCCGAUGUGGAGACCCUGCUGUGGAAGCACAAGGUGCGUGAGCAGGACCUGGAGGCACAGACGGAGAAGAUCAACUCCCUGGAGGCCGCCGCCCGCAGGCUGCACCAGGGUGGACACCCCAAGGCCCAAGGUGCCCUGGACCGGUGCCAGGCCAUGCUCCUGAGGAAAGCGGCGCUCCUGGAGCGAGCCAGGACCCGUCGCCACCAGCUGGAGGAGCUCAGGCAACUGCGGGCUUUCCUACAGGAUUCCUAUGAGGUGGCCUCAUGGCUGAGGGAGAAGAGCCUGAUGGUCCUGGAAGAGGGAUGGCAGGAUCCAGUGGAGCUGCAGGCACAGUUGCGGAAGCAGCAUAACCUCCAGGCUGAGCUGGACACGAGUGUGCACCACCAACAAAGGCUACAGACGGAGGGGCAGAGGCUGCUCCGGGAGGGCCACCCAGCCUCAGAAACAAUCCAGAAGUGGCUGCAGGAGCUGAGUGAGCUCUGGGAGGAGCUGCAGGCCAACUGCCAGAGGAAGGCAGCCAAGCUACAGGAGGCCAGUGAGGCCCUACGUCUUCGGCGGAGCAUGGAGGAACUGGACAGCUGGCUGGGGCCCGUGGAGGUCAGGCUGAGAGCCCCGAUCGGGGGCGCAGACCAGCUCGGGCUGGACGAGCUCCUGGAAUCUCAGGGAGAGCUGGAGGCAGCGGUGGACAGGCAGGCCAGGCGGGCACAGACCCUACUGGGCCAGGCCCAGGCCUCUAUGCGGGAAGGCCCCUGCCUCACCCAAGCCAUGGAAGAGCAGGCCCAGCGGCUGCUUCAAAGGUUCGACAGCCUGUGGGAGCCCCUGCGGGAGCGCAGAAUGGCCCUGGAGGCCCGGAGUCUCCUCCUGCAGUUCCUCAGGGACGCGGACGAGGAGAUGGCCUGGGUGCAGGAGAAGCUGCCCCUGGUGGCCUCCCGGGACUGCAGCCAGAGCCUAAGCGCCUUGUGGCACCUGCAGGAGAAACACCAGAACCUGGAGAGUGAGAUGAGCAUCCACGAGGCUCUGACCCGGGCAGUGGUGGGCACGGGGCGCAAGUUGGUGCAGGCUGGACAUUUUGCUGCUGGGGAUGUGGCUGCCCGGGUGCAGCAGCUGGAGGAUGCUAUGGGCCGCCUGCAAGCAGAGGCUUCACAGAGGCGGCGGUGGCUGCAGCAGGCUCAGGAGGCCCAGCAGUUCCUGACAGAGCUCCUGGAGGCAGAAUCCUGGCUGGAAGAACGGGGCUGUGUUCUGAACACUCAGGAUGUGGGCCAGAGUGCCGAGGCCACGUGGGCCUUCCUGCGGCAGCUGGAGGCCACCAGGAGAGACCUGAAUGGAUUCAGCAUGCGCAUUGAGAGGCUGCAGCAGACAGCAGUCCUCCUUGAGAGCAGGCAGAACCCAGAAAUCCCCAAGGUGCUGGCCCAGAUGCAUGCAGUGAGGAAGACCCACUCUGGGCUGCUCCAGAGAGCAGAGAGCAGGGGGCAAGGCCUGAGGGAGCAGAUGCAACUGCACCAACUGGAGCGGGAAGUCCUGCUCCUAGACGCCUGGCUGGCCAGCAGGGUGGCCACUGCUGAGUCACAGGACUAUGGGCAGGACCUGGAGGCUGUCAAGGUGCUGGAAGAGAAGUUCGAUGCUUUCAGAAAGGAAGUCCACAGCCUGGGGCAGGCCAAGGUGCAGGCCCUGCGGGAGCGGGCAGCCUCCCUGGAACGGGCAGCCCCCAGGUUCUCUCCCCAGAUCCAACCACAGAGGAGUCGCAUUGAGGCCGCUUGGGAGAGGCUGGAUGGGGCAGUGAAAGUCCGCACACAGAACCUGACUAUAGCUCGUGAGGUGCGCAGCUUUGAGCAGGUGGCAGCCGAGCUCCAGGGCUGGAUGCAGGAGAAAGCCGCCCUGCUGGCAAGAGAUGCCUAUGGCUGCAGCCUGUCAUCAGUGAAGACCCUGCAGCAACGGCACAGAUGCCUGGAGAGGGAACUGGCAGCCAUGGAGAAAGAGGUGGCACAUGUGCAGACGGAGGCCUGCCGGCUGGGCCAGUUAUACCCUGUGUCUCAGGAGGGCCUGGCCAAGCAGCUGGCUGAGGUGCAGGAGGCCUGGGCCACCCUGAAUGUGAAGGUGCAGGAGCGGGCUCAGCAGCUGGAACAGGCUGCCCAGGGCCAUGCCUUCCUUGGCCGUUGUCAGAACCUACUAGCAUGGGCUCGGGAGAAGCAGGUGCUGGUCUGCUCAGAGGAGCUGGCUGGGGAUGUGCCUGGGGCUGAGCGGCUCCUGGAGCAGCACGAGGCACUGGGGCAAGAAAUCAAGGAUCACUGCCUUCAAGCCCAGAAUGCACAGCAGGAAGGGCAGCAGCUGGUGAACAACAGCCACUUCAUGUCCCUGGAGGUGACAGAGUGUCUACAGGAGCUGGAAGUGCGGCUGCAGGCACUCAAAGAGGCCUGGGCCCUGCGCCGGGAACACUGUGAGGAGAGCUGGUGUCUGCAGAAGCUGCGGCAGGGGCUGGACCAAGCUGAGGCCUGGCUGGCCUCCCGGGAGGGCCUCCUGCUGGACCCCAACUGUGGGCACUCAGUAUCAGAUGUGGAGCUGCUGCUCCGCAGACACCAGGACUUAGAAAAGCUGCUGGCUGUCCAGGAAGAGAAGUUCACCCAACUGCAGAGGAAGGCAGGGGAUGCAAAGGGUGCACCUACCAUGGGAGGAAUUUUGGAACCUAAGCAGCAGCUCCUGCCUGGGGGGAGGCAGGACACGGCUCCCACAGCCAUCCUUGGCCUCAUGGAAGCGCAGGAUAAAAGACCAAGGGGUCACCAUGAUGGAAAACACACUUUCUCCUUAAGGCGGUCUGGGGUAGAGCCCCUGUUUGCAGCACCACCUGAAGGACAGACUGAAAGCUGGCAUGGCGCCCUGAGCAGUGUGGCAGUUCUGGAAGCUGAGAAGUCCAUGAUCAAGGUGCCGGCAGGCUGGCCAUCUGCUUCCAGUCUGAGCCCAGAGCUCCGAGCCAGACCCCUGGGCUUCCUGGCUGAGUACUCAGUCGAGAGGGUGCCUGGCAUGGCUGCUCCGCUCAGAUUCCACGGCUGUCCCCUGCCCUUCCCACUGAAGGGGAUGCAAACGUGCACCAGCCCCCAGCAGCCUGUGGAGCUCCCGCAGACGGCUGGCCCUGCCAAGGAAACUGCACAAGGCUCCCGGCGGCUGUCCUGCCCAGGCCAGAGCCAUGGUAAAGGUACUGGCUUCCCUGUCCAUGUGCCAUGGAGCCUGCCUGGGGCCCACACACUCUCCCUCCUUGCUGUCCUCCUCCCCUUCUCUCCAAGACGCAGCACUGCUCGCCAGGCCCCCCAGUGCCUGCCCCCACCCCACCCCCCAGGCUUUCCCCAGUCAAGGACCAGGUCCCUGCUCUAAGGGGACAGGGGGUGGGGGGGAGUGUCCUAGAGGGGCUGGGAGUCAGGAUGUCACCCAGACCCCCACUCAGGUUCACACACUGACCCAGCACACAGACUUCACACUCAGCCUCACGGCUGAGAGAUCACUCACAUCCCAACAGAAGGUGGCCACCGCAGCUAAGGUGUCUGGUGUAAUGUCCAUGCCUGCAGGGGCCACAGGUUCCAACUUAGGAUUCAGGUGAUGUGUUCCGGGGUGAGCAGGCCUUGUCCAGGACCCAGUGGCUUCCAAGGUUAUCAGGGCUGUCAUUUGUGUUCUCUGCCUCCAGCCACACACCCAGGGCAGACGAUGCAGUGAGCUGGAUGGUGAGAAUCAGCCAUCUCCCAUCCACCCCACACCUUACGGUCACUCCUGCAGCUGCCUCCCAGGACCUCCAUCCCACAUCCGUCUUAGAAGGAGGGAGGUAUUCUGAGGAAGGUCAGGGGUCUGGGGCACUGGUGCUUAGAGAAGAUUCUGGGGCAGCUAGGCCCUAAAUUCACUCUACCUCCCCAUUCUCCCAACAGGUCUGGGCCCUGAAGCAGACCCUGAAGUGGCAUCGAACCUCAGGGCUACAUGCGAGGACACCCGAGAGGGGACCAUGAGACUG
Messenger RNA from Phacochoerus africanus (Common warthog), 12241 nucleotides. RefSeq names its product spectrin beta, non-erythrocytic 5 (gene SPTBN5). Gene Ontology annotation, biological process: actin cytoskeleton organization. NCBI's taxonomy places the organism in Eukaryota, Metazoa, Chordata, Mammalia, Artiodactyla, Suidae. Gene Ontology annotation, cellular component: cell projection; plasma membrane; cell junction. The record is from RefSeq and is a predicted model, not a curated record. Gene Ontology annotation, molecular function: actin filament binding.